AUGAAAUUUCUGAUCCUCGCCUGUGUUGCUGCCGUGGCCGUCGCCGCUCCCCAGUACAGUUAUGGGGUUCCUUCUGCUGAGUCUAGCGAGGAAGUCGCUGCUCCCCAGACCAGAUAUGGCGCUCCUCGUGCUGCAUCUAGUGAGGAGGUCGAGUUCGUGCCAAUCCUCAAGGACGACCGCGUCCAUGAGGAAGAUGGAACUUACAACUUUGACUUCGAAGCUGCCAACGGCAUCAGCUUCUCCCAGGCUGGAUCCCCCGACGGUGAUGACGACGCUGUGAUCAAGGCUGGAGAAUACUCUUACACCGCUCCUGACGGCACUGAAGUCCAUGUCAAGUACGUGGCCGACGAGAACGGCUUCCAGCCCCAGUCCGACGUCCUCCCCGUGGCCCCCGCUUUCCCCCACCCGAUCCCUCAGUUCGUCCUCGACCAGAUCGCCUUCGCCGCCGAGGAGGACGCCGCCCGCGCCCGUGCUGGUGAUGAUUCCGACGAAUACAGCUAUGACGCUCCUGCUGCGUCCAGUGAGGAGGUUGAGUUCGUGCCGAUCCUCAAGGACGACCGCGUCCACGAGGAAGACGGAACUUAUAACUUCGACUUCGAAGCUGCCAACGGCAUCAGCUUCUCCCAGGCUGGAUCCCCCGACGGUGAUGACGACGCUGUGAUCAAGGCUGGAGAAUACUCAUACACCGCUCCUGAUGGCACUGAGGUCCAUGUCAAGUUCGUGGCUGACGAGAACGGCUUCCAGCCCCAGUCCGACGUUCUCCCCGUGGCUCCCGCGUUCCCUCACCCGAUCCCUCAGUUCGUCCUCGACCAGAUCGCCUUCGCCGCCGAGGAGGACGCCGCCACCGCCCGCGCCGCCGAGGAAGAUUCCGACGAAGUUGCCGCUCCAUCCACUCUCUACGGCCGCCCCAACUAA
Messenger RNA from Penaeus indicus, 915 nucleotides. RefSeq names its product cuticle protein 3-like. Gene Ontology annotation, molecular function: structural constituent of chitin-based larval cuticle. The record is from RefSeq and is a predicted model, not a curated record. Bases 1 to 915 code for a protein of 304 amino acids. Lineage: Eukaryota; Metazoa; Arthropoda; Malacostraca; Decapoda; Penaeidae. The transcript has 5 exons. Gene Ontology annotation, cellular component: chitin-based extracellular matrix.